Mauremys mutica (yellowpond turtle) is the source of this 5201-nucleotide messenger RNA. RefSeq names its product zinc finger protein 271-like. The transcript is spliced from 4 exons. Gene Ontology annotation, biological process: regulation of transcription by RNA polymerase II; central nervous system development. NCBI's taxonomy places the organism in Eukaryota, Metazoa, Chordata, Testudines, Geoemydidae. Gene Ontology annotation, molecular function: RNA polymerase II cis-regulatory region sequence-specific DNA binding; DNA-binding transcription factor activity, RNA polymerase II-specific. Gene Ontology annotation, cellular component: nucleus. The record is from RefSeq and is a predicted model, not a curated record.
CCCCGUUUAUUGUUAUUGUUUUGCCCCCCUCGUUGAGUAAUGGGCCUAUCCUGUCCUUCAUCUUCCUCUUGCUUCUAAUAUAUUUGUAGAAUGUUCUCUUGUCACCCUUUGUCUCUAGUUAGUUUAAUCUUGCUUUCCUAAUUUUCCUAAUUCCUUACAUGCUUGUGUUAUUUGUUUAUAUUCAUGCUUUGUAAUUUGACCUAGUUUCCAGUUUUUGUAGGACUCUUUUCUGAGUUUUGGAUAAUUGAAGAUCUCCUGGUGAAGCCAGGGUGGUCUCUUGCCAUACUUCCUAUCUGUCCUACACAUCGGAGUAUCUGAAGAUCCACAGGGCUUCAAUAGUCACAGACUCCUUGUGUCCCCUGCCUUGGCCUGGCUGGUUCCCUCCCCUGAGGUUCUCUGGCCUUCUGCAGUGUUGUGACAAGCGGCUUAUUAUCUGUUCUCUGACCAAGUAAUCAAUUCCCCAUGUUUGGGGAUUCCUAAAUUUAUUCCAGGAGACACACAGCAUGUUUCCCUCCAGUCAUUAGGCUUUCCCAUGGGGUCUUCAUGAACAUUUUCCCAUCUUUGAGGAUGAAAUGUCCCUCCUGCAAAGAAAGAGGCUGGAUGGGACCGGGCAGGAUGUUCUCUCUGGGAAAGGGUCAAUGGAGCUAUAACAAACUCUGAUAAUCACACCUUUCCAUCCUAUGAGCAGGACCCCCCGCCCCCCGAACACCUCACUAGUGCUCAUUUCCCACAUGGACCAAAGGGGAGAACCCAGUGCCCCAGACUCUCAAGAUUCUUCAGAAAAGGAGACACUGAGCGAUUCCCACAUAGAUGAGGAAUAAGUCAAACCAAACCCCAAAACUUCCAAUGCCCCUUUAAGCUCUCCAACCCCUGCCUCUUCUCAGCUCAGUUAGAAAAAUAGCCAGCAGGUGUCAUACCCUCAUGGUAGACGUCACUUAUGGCCUCUCAUCCAUCCUGACUGGACCAGCCAGUAGUGACCUCUCCUCCACGUUCAGAUGGGCUGAGGAGGCAGAAUUGGUCCCUCUGCUCCUUCUCCUUUGCUGGCUGGGUAUUGAGCUUAUCAGCUGGUUUGGUUUGGUUUGUUUUACCCGUAUUUGCCAUUCACCUUUGCAGCACAGGGAAUGACUCACGUCUGGAUUCAGAAGGGAGCUGAUGGGUUCAGAAAGGAGAAUGAAGAUGACAGACCUCAGCAGGAAAGUCCUGAGCGAAUGGAACUGCAGGGGAUGUUAUCAGGAAGCGCCAAAGGGGACCUUUCCCAGAAUCAUGAAAAGGAAAAAGCCAGUGAGAGUCAGUCCUAUAAAUGCCCUGACUGUGGGAAAAGCUUCCACUGGAGCUCACGCCUUGCCAUUCAUCGGCGAAUGCACACAGGAGAGAAGCCACAUAAGUGUGCCGACUGCGGGAAAGGCUUCAAUUGGCGGGCACAGCUUGUCACACAUCGGAGAUGCCACACGAGAGAGAAACCCUUUACAUGCGAAGACUGCGGGAAAAGCUUCAUGCGGAGCUCCAUCCUUACUGAACACAAGAGAAUACACACGGGAGAGACACCUUACAAAUGUGACUAUUGCAGGAAAAGAUUUGCCUGGAGCUCAGCCCUCGCUGUACACAGGAAAAUCCACGUGGAAGGGGAACCCUAUCGAUGUAAAGAUUGUGGGAAAAGCUUCUGCGUGAGCUCAGAUCUUAGCAAACAUAGAAGAGUGCACACGGGAGAGAGACCCUAUAAAUGCCCCGACUGUGGGAAGAGCUUCAGAGUGAGCUCAAACUUCACGGCACAUCGGAGGAUCCACACCGGAGAGAGACCCUAUAAAUGCCCCAAAUGUGAGCAAAGCUUCCGGCAGAGCUCCACCCUGCUUAAACAUCAGAGACUACACUUGCAAGAGAGGCCCUAUAAAUGCCCUGAGUGCGGGCAAAGCUUCUGUGUCAGCUCAGCCCUGACUGUUCAUCGGAGGAUCCACACAGGAGAGAGACCUUACAGAUGCAAAGGCUGUGGGAAAAGCUUCAGGAACAGCUCAUCCCUUAUCACCCACCAGAGGAUCCACACGGGAGAGAAACCCUAUAAAUGCCCCGACUGUGGGAGGAGAUUCAGCCAGCGCUCAGCCCUGUCUGCGCACAGGAGCAUCCACACAGGAGAGAGACCCUAUAAAUGUGACUGUGGGGAAAGCUUCGUUGUGAGUGCUGACCUUCUCAAGCAUCAGAGAAUCCACACGGGAGAGAAACUCUACAAUUGCAAAGACUGUGGGAAAAGCUUCUGUCGGAGCACCAACCUUGCUGCCCACAGGAGGAUCCACAGGGGAGAGAAACCUUAUAAAUGCCCCGACUGUGGGAAAAGCUUCACGGGUAGCUCAACCCUUAUUACGCAUCAGAGACUGCACACGGGAGAGAGACCCUAUAACUGCUCUGAUUGCGGGAAAAGGUUCAGUCAGAGCUCAGCCCUUACUAAGCAUCGGAGAAUCCACACGGGAGAAAGACCCUAUAACUGUUCUGACUGUGGGAAAAGCUUCACCAACAGCUCCCAUCUUAUUAGACAUCAGACAACCCACACUGGAGAGAGACCCUAUAAAUGCCCGGAAUGAGGGAAAAGAUUCAGGCAGAGCUCAGCCCUUGUGAAACAUCGGAGACUCCACAUGGGAAACACUGGAAAUGUCGACCUUACAGAGAGUGCUCAGACCACCAGUGAAGAGGAGUGGGCUCUGCUGGACCCGGGUCAGAGAGCUCUGUACAGGGACGUCAUGCAGGAGAAUUAUGAGAAUGUGACCUCGCUGGCAGGAUUUCCGAUUCCCAAACCUGAAGUGAUCUCCCAGCUGGAACGGGGAGAAGAACCGUGGCUCACGGAUCUCGAGGGCUCAGAGGAAAGGGGAAUCCUGAGAUAUAGCCACGCAGCUGAUGGGAUCAAGAUUGAGCAUGAAGAGGUAAAUCCUCGGCUGGGAGGUCCUGAGCAAGUGGAACAGCAUGGGACACUAUUAGGAAGAUCCAAAGGAAACAUCUGUUGGAGUGUUGGGCAAGGAAAAACCUGUGAGAGUCAGUGUAGCACAGAGAGGCUGCUGGGAAACCAGCCGGUGAAGAAAGUGGAUAAAUCCACUAAUUGUGGGAGAGGUCUGAAGCACCUCAAGAAAACCAGAGUCCAGAGGAUCCACCUGGGAGAGAGACCAAGCACAUGCAGUGAGUGUGGGAAAAGCUUCAGUAGUCAUUCACACCUUCUUAUACAUCAAAGAAUCCACACAGGAGAAAAGCCCUAUAAAUGCCCCCAGUGUGGGAAGAGCUUCAACCAGAGCCCAAACCUGGUUACACAUCUAAGAAUCCACACUGGAGAGCGACCCUAUAAAUGCCAGGAAUGCGGGAAAAGCUUCACUGCAAACUCCACCUUUAUUAAACACCAGAGAAUCCACACAGGAGAAAAACCCUAUAAAUGCCCCGACUGCGGGAGAAGCUUCAAUCAAAGCUCAGACCUUAUUAGACAUCAGAGACUCCAUACGGGAGAGAAGCCCUUUAGCUGCCCCGACUGUGGGAAAAAAUCUAGUGACAGCUCAGCCCUUAUUGUACAUCAGAGAAUCCACACGGGAGAGAGACCCUAUCGAUGCCCUGUCUGUGGAAAAGGCUUCACUUGCUCUUCUCACCUGAUAACGCAUCAGAGAACCCACACGGGAGAAAAACCAUAUAAAUGUCCUUACUGUAGGCAAAGGUGUCGUGUAAAAUCAGCCCUUAUUAUACACCAGAGAAUCCACACAGGAGAGAGACCCUAUAAGUGCCCUGACUGUGGGAAGACCUUCAGCAGCCGUUCACAUCUUAAUUCUCAUCAGAGAAUCCACAAGAGAGAAAUGCCUUGUAAAAACCCUGAGUGUGGGAAAAGCUGCACAGAAAGCUCACCCCUUAUUAUGCAUUAGGAGGAGAACUGAAUAAUUGCCCUGACUAAGGCUAGCUAAGAACUUGUCAACACCUGAAAUAUAUUUUGUAUUAUGUUUGUCCACUUUAAUCUGGAAUAACUAUUCUGAAAGCAGUACUACCACACUGCUUUGUUAUGCCGGUUUAAGAUCCUCCCCUUUUGAAUAAUUGAAUCCACACAGUGCUGCAUUCUGGGCAGAUGUACCAUGCUACUAUGUUCUGCCGCUUGGCUCUGUGUAUUCUGGGUUUUUCUCCUGGUGCAUUGUGGGAUAGCGACCCAAAGCCACUGGAAUUCUUGGACUUGGGGUCAAACUAACACAUUUCAGGAUUACUCUCGUGUCGUCCCAUCAUUCAUCUGGCUUUUGUGAGCCAGCACCAUUUUCAAGCCUCUGGCAGGCAUCAUGAAGGGAACAUGUGAUCCUGACACUCAUACAUGAACAGGCUGAUGCACAGGUAUUGGCAGUCAAGCAGCCGGGUGGGUGCCUUUGGAUGCCUUGAGAGACAGCCAUGGUGGUGCUGCACCAAUAUGGGUGACGCAAAUAGAAGAGGAGGAGGACAAAAGCAAAUAGUUACUUCUGCAAGACCAUUUUCUGGAACAUUUCCUCAGUGGACUUUCUCUGGGCUUGAACAGCAAGCAGUGACUUGUGGGACAGGAUAGUCAUGCAGACCAAGGAUGACUAGCAAUGGUGGCAGAACUUCAGAAUGACAAAGGCCCCGUACCUAGAAUACUGUGCAGAGCUGGCCCAUGAGCAGAAGUGGCAGGGCACCAAUUGGAGAGUUCCCUUCAGCAUAAAGUGUUGUGGUCUUCACUGUCUGGAAGCUUGCUACUCUCCCAGUGGCUUCUGGGCAACAGCUAACCAGUUUGGUGUUGGUAAAUCAACUGUUGGGGCUCUCAUAGAAUCAGAAUUGUAGGACUGGAAGGGACCUCAGGAAGUCGUCUUAGUCUAACCUGCUCUUAAAAACCUCCAGUGAUGGCAUUUCCAUGUGCUACUAUUCAGAGAGUGCUGCUAGCCCAGAUCUUAAAAUUUGGCAGUUCACAGGAAGUUAUUGAAUAAUUUGAAAGGCUGGGGCUCCUGAAUUGUAUUGGGGCCACUAAUGGUACCCAUAUGUGUAUUGUUUGCCUCCCUGUACCAGAUCUCAGAGUUCGUCAACAGGAAAGCAUAUUUGGGCACGGUGCUGCAAGGCCUGGUUGAUCACUGUGGGAAUGUUCGACCAGCGUUAAUGUGGGGUGGUCUGGAAAGUUCCACGAUGCCAAUGUUGUUUGACACUCAGGCCUUCUUUUCGGCAAUGAGGCUAGAAUUGGUGCCAGGUGCUGCUACAGACGU